Glycine soja is the source of this 1164-nucleotide messenger RNA. RefSeq lists its product as uncharacterized. The transcript has 5 exons. Lineage: Eukaryota; Viridiplantae; Streptophyta; Magnoliopsida; Fabales; Fabaceae. The record is from RefSeq and is a predicted model, not a curated record. The coding region runs from base 1 to 1164 and encodes 387 amino acids.
AUGCAUCAUGAUUUUUCAACUUUGCUAGCCCGUACUGGAGUCACUUGGGAAAUGGAACCCAACAAAGUGAAUGCCCCUAAUGAAAAAGGAAGGCAUUACAAGAAUUUCAAGAAACAUGGUUUUGAGUAUGACUAUGAUAUCCUCGGUGACAUAUUCAAUUCAAGCACAGCAACUGGGAAACUAAGUCAUGCUUCUACUCAAGAGCCACCAAAUUCUGAUGAGGAGAAAGUCAUGGAAGGUGAUUUCUUUACAAAGGGGAUUCAUAUUAAUGUUUUUGAUGAUGAGAAGGAUGAUAUGAAAGGGCUUAGGCACAAAAGGAAGGAAAUAUUUUCUUUGGGUGAGUGUUGCUGUAAAGAGGGAAAAACUUCUAACAAAGAGAUGUUAGACAAAAUUGUAGAUAUGUCUUUGAAUUCAUCUGACGAUAGCUCAAGUAGCAUAGAUUCUGAAUUGGAUGAUUAUGAUGAUUUAAUGGAUUUAGAUUGCAUUGGUGCCAUUGAUGGAAUGCAUGUAUCUGCUUGGGCUUCUGCUUCUAAACAAGCUGCUUUUCGUGGAAGAAAAGUGUUGGUGACACAAAAUGUAUUAGUUGUGUGUGAUUUUGAUAUGCUUUUCACGUUUGUUUAUUCUGGUUGGGAAGGGACAGCAAACGAUUCAAGGGUAUUUUUGGAUGCUUUAUCUCUCGAAAAUAAUUUCCCAAAGCCUAACGGAGAUCAAUUCUAUUUGAUCGACUCUGGAUUUUCUAACAUGCCAGGCUAUCUUGCCCCUUUCAGAAGGAACAAAUAUCAUUUGCACGAUUUUCGUGAAGGAGGUGGACGUCCACGUGGAAAAGAAGAAUUAUUCAAUUAUAGACACUCUUCAUUAAGGAAUGUCAUUGAAAGAUUCUUUGGAGUUUUGAAAGCAAGAUUUCCAAUUUUGAAAUUGAUGCCAAGUUAUCCCAUUAGAAGACAAAGAUUAAUUCUCAUUGCUUGUUGCACUAUACAUAAUUUUAUAAGAAUGCAAAAUGGUGCGAAUACACUCUUUGAGCAAUAUGCUCAACAACUCAUGGAUAUGGAUGACCAAUGGUUAUGUUUAGAGCAACAAGGUGUCAACCAAAAUCAAGCAGUUGAAAUGGCACAAGUUCGACAAACCAUAACAAAUGAAAUGUGGGAAAAUUACUGUAGAUCGUAA